Messenger RNA from Babesia sp. Xinjiang, 612 nucleotides. RefSeq lists its product as uncharacterized. Lineage: Eukaryota; Apicomplexa; Aconoidasida; Piroplasmida; Babesiidae. Gene Ontology annotation, biological process: mRNA processing. The record is from RefSeq and is a predicted model, not a curated record. The coding region runs from base 1 to 612 and encodes 203 amino acids. The transcript has 3 exons. Gene Ontology annotation, cellular component: precatalytic spliceosome; catalytic step 2 spliceosome; Prp19 complex.
AUGGAUAACUCACAGGCCUCCACGACGGAUACAGAUAUUCCACUUUAUCAAAGGAAUCGUUACCACUAUUUGGUUGAUAGCCUCACUUUCGUAGACGCCGUACCUAUAGAACUUGAAUCACGCAUCCACGAUCUAGUAGCUGAGGAAAAGAGAAAAAUUCUCGAAGAAUUUAACGGCGAUGAAGAUGCACUAUUAAACAGUUAUAUUAAACCAAUUGCUACGACACCGGAUCACACCGAUUCAACACAUGUGUAUCAUGCUGAAGUAGAGCGGAAGGCGCAGGGCAUGCCUUUACAAGCUCUGGAUUUAGAUAAAUAUACGACAUAUACACAUGUCAAGGAUCACAACCAACGUAGAGAUCAUCUAAGAAUCUUAACAGAGUACGCCCAUGACGCGCAACUUAAUCUAGAGGCACUCGAUCGAUAUAAAGAAAAUGCAUGGUUAAGUCAUCUAGAUGAUAUAUCUUCGCUCAAAACAAGACUCUCAAAGGAAAAGGCAAAACUAGAAGCUGAAAUAGAACAACUAAAUAAAGAUCGCAAAGUUAACAAUAUAGAAUGGGCUUCAAAAAUACGUACACUUAUACAAGAAUAUGAUGAAUACAAAUCAAAGUAA